CGGUUAAGAUUUUCUUGAAAUUACUUCUCUCAGCUGACUCUGAGAUUCGUUCCGUCCUCUUUUUAAUUUUUUUUUUAAAAUUUGAAUCUCUUAUUUUUAUUUUCCAGUUUAAUCAGCUUUAAAGCUUCGUUCACAGAUUUUCAGGUCACUUAAGAGUACAUAAGCAGCAACAAGAUGAAGGCACACAUGCAUACAAAAGCAAAAGGACCCUCCAAGGUAAAUUCGCAACAGGUAGUUUUUGAGCUAAAGAAUAAGGUGAAUCUUGCGCUGAACAAGUUAGCGGACAGAGAUACCUAUCAAAUAGGAGUUGAUGAGCUUGAGAAUAUAGCAGAAUGUUUAACCCCAGAUAAGAUUUCCCCAUUUUUAUCAUGUAUAUUGGACACUGAUUCGGAGCAGAAGAGUGCGGUUCGAAAGGAAUCCAUCAGGUUGAUGGCUACAUUAGCUAGAUUUCAUCAGGGUCUUAUCGGUCCAUAUCUAAGUAAGAUGGUUGCUAGCAUCAUUAAGAGGCUCAAGGACCCAGACUCGGUUGUGAGGGAUGCUUGCCAAGAAACAAUGGGUGUUUUGGCUUCAAAAUUUAGUAAUCAGGAAGAUGAGAACAAUGGAGUUUUUGUUGUGUUGGUGAAGCCACUUUUCGAAGCAUUAGGAGAACAAAAUAAGCUGGUGCAAUCGGGUGCAGCUUUGUGCUUGGCAAGGGUCAUUGACAAUACCCAUGAUCCUCCAACUUCAAUUUUGCAGCGGAUGUUGACUCGGACUACAAAGUUUCUCAAGAAUCCACACUUAAUGGCAAAAUCAUCGGUAAUUGAGUUAAACAAAAGCAUUAUUCAGGCAGGGGGUGCUUCAACACAAAGUCUUCUGGCUGCAGCAAUGGCUAGCUUCCAAGAAGCUCUCAAGAACAGUGACUGGACAACACGUAAAGCUGCUUCUAUGGCAUUAGGGGAGAUUGCUUCAAGUGGUGCAUCUUUUUUGGGAUCUUUCAGGGCAUCCUCCAUCCAUUCCCUCGAGUCAUGUCGUUUUGACAAGGUCAAACCAGUUAGGGACACAGUACUGCAUGCCCUUCAGUACUGGAGAAGCGUUCCCGGGCUUGAUACUUCUGAACCUUCUGAGGCUGGAUCUUGUAUAAAAGAAAACUUUUGCGGAGGUGACUAUAGUGAUAUCCCCUGUAACAAUGACUCUGGUUGGAAGGAUGCCACUGUGAAGAAAGUUGCUAAAAACUCAGCAAUAAGAAGGAUACCUUUGUCUGUUAGAAAGACAUCUCAGAAAUAUGUUCAAAACCCUCAACAUUGCAAAGAAGAUGAUUGGCAUAUUGAAAUUGCUGUGUCAGAGAACCAUAAUGUUUCUUUACUAGACCUUCAGAAUGAAGAAUCCGAAGGCAGUACUGUCACCAAGACAUUGGAUAGAAUGACGACUGGCACUACAAGUACACAAGACAUAGGAUAUGAGUUUGUUCCAAUGGAUGACAAACAAGAAUGUUCAUCGGUGUCUAACCUUCUUAGUGACAACUUUGGGCCCAAGUUUCCCUCUGUUUCUCAUGACCAUAUUGCUGAGGGAAGUUGGCUGAAGUCCCUGGAACAAAACCAGCAGUUUGCAGGAGAAGAGAUUAGUAACGAGGAGGAAGAUGUGUGCUCUGGAAAAAUUAGGGACCGUAGAAGUCUUGAUUCGGCAGUCACUGAAACAAGUCCAGAAACCGUCUCGAUCUGUUGUUCACAGAUCGAGUCUAAAAUUGUUGGCAUUCAGAAACAACUUUUAGAGAUUGAGAGCAAGCAGUCCAACUUGAUGGAUCUUCUCCAGGUAUUUUCAACUGGUAUAAUGGAUAGCCUGUCCAUGCUACAGUCAAAGGUCUUAGGUUUAGAAAAUGUAGUAGAUAGAAUGGCGCAAGACUUCAUGCAGGGAGGGAAGCAUCAUGAUUUGGUAAGCUCCAGAGUUAUGAAGCAGGGCGAAGUUGUUUUAUCUCCCAGGCUGUCGUCUUGCACUCCGAGGCCUUCUGUAGAUAUACGUAACAGACGGCCUUCUUUGUUGUCUGUUAAGAAUUCUGAUGUAUGGGAGGAAAAAGCACUUGGUAGAAAUAGGUCAGCCAAUUGUGCGAAGCAGGGUAUAGAGAUGUGGACUAAUCAUACAGUAAAAAUUUGUAGAAAUCCUACUGGGAAGGAUGUGCACAAAAGCUCUGGGCAGGGGGCACAAGGCAUUGGGCAGAUCAGAAAAAAUGAAGCUGCCUCUACCUCUGCUUCUGUUCCAAAUGUGAGUGGCAGACAGAAGUAUCCUGACAGUAAAAAUGGUCUGUGGCAACAUGUGAAAAGUCUUUUAUGCCAAGGGGAUCUAGACUCUGCGUAUGCAGAAGCUCUCUCUGCUGGUAACGAGCUUGUCCUCAUUGAGCUUCUUGAUAGAACUGGUCCCGUUCUAGAAAGUUUAUCCCACAAGACUGUAUGUGAUAUUCUCAGUACUUUGGCAUCAUACCUCCUCGAACAGAGAUUUAUGAAUUGUAUUAUUCCAUGGCUGCAGCAGGUGGUUGACUUGAGCGCUAUCCAUGGACCAAAUCACCUUAUUCUCUCUGCAAAAGCAAGAAGGGAGCUGUUAUCUGCAAUUCAGGAGGCAAUGAACAUGGACUUUUCGAACCCUGCUGAAAGAAGAUCAAUCACUCAACUGGCAAUGAGGUUCCGCCAAGUAUGGGGUAAGGAAAUAUGCUUGCCUUUGAUUUCAUUUGUCACCUCUGGCUAGUUAUAAUCCUUAGUUUGCUGAACCUACUCCAACCAACCCUCCCACCCAAAAAAGAACAGAGAAAAAAGU
Messenger RNA from Durio zibethinus, 2781 nucleotides. RefSeq names its product ARM repeat superfamily protein. The record is from RefSeq and is a predicted model, not a curated record. Lineage: Eukaryota; Viridiplantae; Streptophyta; Magnoliopsida; Malvales; Malvaceae. Gene Ontology annotation, molecular function: microtubule binding. Gene Ontology annotation, cellular component: microtubule.